CAAAGUUUCUUUAUGGUCUCUAUUUUAUGUUUAUAACUGAUAAAUAAAGUGUGUAAGCCGAACAUAACGCGGUCCACUUUAAAAUGGCAAGUACGUCGUCGAAAGCAAGGGCUGGGAAUGACCCUGUGAUACCCUCACAGCUGAGGAGUAGAACACACAAUCCAGACGAGACGUAUGUAGCAAUAUGUGAAAAACAGGGAAUCAAGCCGAAUGCUGCUGUCAGAGUCGCUCUGAAUAAUGAAUUUGUGAAAGUCUUAGAGAUUUUUCCAGACCAGUUUGAAGUCUCAGAGCUACCAGCAUUGGGCGAAAUUCUGAAGCACGAUACCAAGAUCGAGUACGUGAAGAUGCCAAACUGCCAAUUAGGCGCAACUCUAUGCUAUGUUUUUGCUGGAGUUCUAAAAACCAACAGAACUAUCAAGAAAUUGGAUUUUAGUUACAAUCGACUAUCACCGGUGGCCUCGAAAGAACUUCUUCGAGCAGUAGCUGAUAAUCCGGUUAUUGAACAUAUCAGGCUUCGAGGCAAUCAUCUUACGGAACACAUAUGCCAAGAGAUAGCAGGGGAGCUCGAGAGAAACAUAACAUUAAAACAUCUAGAUAUAACAAACAAUGACAUGGACAUGAGUGGAGUAGUACUGUUGAUAAAUGCGAUGCCGGAAUGUGAUGUGGAGUAUGAAGGAAACUUCUGGGCUGCUGAGAUCGCUAAUAGCAUAAGCCACGGCCUGGGGAUAGUUCUCAGUUUCAUCGGUGGAUAUUAUCUUAUUAAAGAGGCGUCACGACCUGUUCAUCCCACGAUCUACCUUGUCUCUUGCUGGAUUUUCCUUUCUUCGCUCGUGGCCUUGUAUACUUGCUCGACUCUGGCCCAUUCCUUUCAUCGCAUGAAAAUCACCGGAAGAAUGUUUGUGAUAUUAGAUCAUUCUUGCAUCGCCGUCUUGAUUGCUGGCAGCUACACACCAUUCUCGUGGGUGAAUUUGGGUCACACUUUCGCCGGACCUGCUUUGGGGAGCGCGGAGUGGAUACUGGCCGUCUUCGCUAUAGUGCUUUCCUUCCAGGGCAAGAAGUACGCCAAGUACGAGCUCAUAGUUUUCCUGCUAAUGGGUUGGGCUGCAGCAGUACCGUUUCGGGAACUCAUGGCGUGCAUGCAGAUGGAUGGUGUAUACUUGCUUGCGCUCGGAGGCGCCUUCUACACUUUCGGCGUGGGGUUUUAUUUGGCUGGACGCACAAAGCCAAUGCUACACGCUGUGUGGCACUUUAUGGUUCUGAGUGGAUCAAUUUCCCAUUAUUUCUGUGUUUUGUGGUACGCGAGACCAUGUACGACUAUGCCUUCCGCCAUACCACUGGACGAUCCGCUGGCUGGAAGGUUUAUAGACUUGUAGAUAUAGUGACGAGACAUGCCAGUUGUAUUAAAUCUUGCAAUGUAAUAUGA
This is a messenger RNA of Sphaeroforma arctica JP610, 1423 nucleotides long. RefSeq lists its product as hypothetical. The coding region runs from base 84 to 1373 and encodes 429 amino acids. Gene Ontology annotation, molecular function: protein binding. The transcript is spliced from 10 exons. Lineage: Eukaryota; Ichthyosporea; Ichthyophonida. Gene Ontology annotation, cellular component: membrane. The record is from RefSeq and is a predicted model, not a curated record.